AUGAUAAAGUUGUUUAGUGCCACAUGUGUUGUUUUGCUUAAAGUCAAGGUUGAAGGAAAUAGUUCCCAAAGAGGAGAAGCGAAAUGGGCGUAUGAGGAAAUGACCACAUUUGAGUUUGUCCUUAUGUUGCAUUUGAUGAAAGAGAUUAUGUUGAUCACAGAUUUUCUUUGCCAAGCUUUACAGUGUAAGACUCAAGACAUUUUAAAUACCAUGAAUCUUGUUUCAUCUACCAAGGAACUUCUUAGAAAAUUUAGAGUUGAUGGAUGGGAUGCUUUAAAUUUGAAUGUGAUAUUAUUUUGCAAGUCACGAAAUAUUGAUGUGCCUGAUAUGAAUGCUCAUUAUAUUGAGAGAGGUGGUCGAGCUCGCCAUCAACAAGAUAAGUUCACCUUUCAACAUCAUUAUCAAGUAGAAAUUUUUUGUGCUGCGAUAGAUUUUCAAUUGCAAGAGUUAGAUCACCGAUUUAAUGAGGAUGCCAUGGAAUUGCUUAGUUUUGCCUCAGCUUUGGAUCCCCGAGAUGCACAUGAAUUUUUUAGGAUUGAUGAUAUUUGUCAGUUGGUGGAGAAGUAUUAUCCAGAAGACUUCAGCGAUCAUGAAAAAUUAUUGAUAAGAAUGGAGCUUAAACAUUUUGAGCAUAAUGUUGUUCGGCAACCGAAAUUCAAACAAUUGGGGAGUAUUUCUAGGCUAUGUCAAUGGUUGGUUGAGACUAGAAAAUCAGAAACCUUCUUCCUUGUCUACAGAGUGGUGGUACUUGUGCUUACUCUUCCAGUUUCUACUGCAACUACAGAAAGGGCAUUUUCAGCUAUGAAUAUUAUCAAAACGAGGCUUCGCAACAAAAUGGAGGAUGAGUUUCUCAACGAUGCUUUGGUUUUAUUCAUCGAGAAGGAAAUUGUGGCAAAAUUCAGUUCUGACUCAAUCGUCGACGACUUUAAGGAUCUAAAGGAGCGUCGCAUUCCAUUCUGA
This is a messenger RNA of Rhododendron vialii, 960 nucleotides long. RefSeq lists its product as uncharacterized. NCBI's taxonomy places the organism in Eukaryota, Viridiplantae, Streptophyta, Magnoliopsida, Ericales, Ericaceae. Bases 1 to 960 code for a protein of 319 amino acids. Gene Ontology annotation, molecular function: protein dimerization activity. The record is from RefSeq and is a predicted model, not a curated record. The transcript has a single exon.